Doryrhamphus excisus (bluestripe pipefish) is the source of this 2012-nucleotide messenger RNA. The record is from RefSeq and is a predicted model, not a curated record. Lineage: Eukaryota; Metazoa; Chordata; Actinopteri; Syngnathiformes; Syngnathidae.
GAGCAUGAGGUUUGUGUUCUUGGGCGUAUACCCGCAAUGACACACAUACAGAAACAACCAUCAACUCAUAUUUAGGACUUUUUUAAAGACUACAUUUGUACAUACAGAGAGUGACGUGCUCCUCUUCCACCAGCAGGUGUGGUGGCCUACUGGCACACCCCCUUUGGACACCUCCAAACACCUGGCUUCCAUUCCAGACAGGACCCGGUCUACAUGCACCAUGAUGGCAGCCUCGUGGUCAACAAGCUGAGCAGCCUCCACGAGGGCUUGUAUUACUGCCUCCUCCAGCAUGACGGAGGGUCCACGCUGUUCCCCUACCAGCUCCACAAGCAACCAGAAGAUGGGGGGCGUGAACACCUCAGGUUCAGGAGGGAGCUUGGCUCUGUUCGAGAGGAGCAGAAAGCUGUUUCAGGCCAGUUCUUUGCAGGAGCUGUGGCGGCUUCAGUGCUACUCACAUUUGCGUUUGGCUUCAGUGUAGGAGCUCUGAGCAGGAGACCUGUUUUCAGGUGCUUGAAUGGGCUCACAAAGAUGUUACCUGGCUCAUCACGACGGCAACAGCAUCACCUGCCAGGCUCUGACAUAACCAUGGCGACACUCCCAUCCAUGUACAGCACGAUGGAGCAGGUGAGGGAUGAUGAGACAGCAAGCAGCUUGGGAUCCAAUCCACCUGCCAAACCUCAGAGAAGCUUCCGGGAAAGACGAGGUGAGGACGAGCAGGAGGCGGCUGCCUACUUGGAAGCAUGUGACCAGGUGGAUGGGAGGAGCAAGGAGGAGGUGAGAGCAAGGCUGGAGGAAUGUGAUGGACAGCUCACAGAUGUUAGACCAUCAGGAGAUGAUUCCAGCAAAGAGGAUGAGAAAGGGAGGAGACAGGAAGAAGACAUUGGAGAAGUGGGAGGUUAUGAUGGGAGGAAGGAGGAAGAAAGAGGAAAUGAUGAAAAUGCAGGAGAGAGGAGAUACGAUGACGAUGAAGGAGCAGACGUGAGCAGUGAAGGCUCGUCCUCACAAACAGACGAUGAUGAUGGACACGAAGGCGAAAAAGAGGAACCCUCCUCCCGUCCAGUCUUGCCGCCUCGUCCAAGCCGCGUCAUUCGUCUCUAUCAGUACGACGAAGAUGGCCGCCGAUACGGCCACCUGCCCGACGAGCCAGUCCCCGCCCCCAGACUCAAGCAGCGCUCCGCCUCUCUGACACGCCUCAACGCCAUCAUGGCUGCCGCCUCAGCUGGGCCGCUGGACACGCCCCCAGGAGAAGAGGAAGCUGUGGGAAGGAUGGAGAGGACCCACUUCAACAUGGACAUUUAGACAACAAACCAAUACUUGCUUUUUGAGGUAUUGUGCAUAAAUACCCUCCAAAAUAAUUGUAAUAUUUUCAUGAAGUAGUACAUUAAAUAGGCUGCAUGGCGGGCGAGUGAUUAGCGCGCAGACCUCACAGCUAGGAGACCCGAGUUCAAUCCCACCCUCGGCCAUCUCUAUGUGGAGUUUGCAUGUGUGGGUUUUCUCCGGGUACUCCGGUUUCCUCCCACAUUCCAAAAACAUGCUAGGUUAAUUGGCGACUCCAAAUUGUCCAUAAGUAUGAAUGUGAGUGUGAAUGGUUGUUUGUCUAUAUGUGCCCUGUGAUUGGCUGGCCACCAGUCCAGGGUGUACCCCGCCUUUCGCCCGAAGACAGCUGGGAUAGACUCCAGCACCCCCGCGACCGCCGUGAGGAAAAAGCGGUAGAAAAUAAAUGAAUGAAUAGUACAUAAAAUAGGGUGCAUGGCGGGCGAGUGGUUAGCGCACAGACCUCACAGCUAGGAGACCCGAGAUCAAUCCCACCCUCGGCCAUCUCUUUAUGGAGUUUGCAUGUGUGGGUUUUCUCCGGGUACUCUGGUUUCCUCCCAAAUUCCAAAAACAUGCUAGGUUAAUUGGCUACUCCAAAUUGUCCAUAGGUAUGAAUGUGAGUGUACCCCACCAAGACAGCUGGGAUAGGCUCCAGCACCCCCACGACCCUUGUGAGGAUAAGCGGUAGAAAAUGAAUG